GUAUUUAAUUGGAUAUGUCAACACCAAGUGUGAAAUCAAAACUUGUUUAAACUUUUGGAAGAAAGAAGAAUGCAGUUGCCAGUGCUAGCGUUAGAGAAGGAAAAGGCAUUGUCAAAGUUAAUGGUGCUCCUAUUGAAUUAGUCAACCCUGCCCCAUUGAGAUAAAAAGCUCUUGAGCCACUCUUGUUGUUAGGCUAAGUCAGAACAGGCAGAAUCGAUAUCAGAGUCACUGUUAGAGGUGGUGGUACAACUGCUUAGAUCUAUGCCAUUAGAUAGGCAAUCAGCAAGGGUAUUGUAGCAUACUAUCAAAAAUACAUUGAUGAAACAUAAAAGAGAGAAAUCAAGGAUCUUCUUUUACAAUAUGACAGAACUCUUUUGGUUGCUGAUCCAAGAAGAUGUGAACCACGUAAAUAUGGUGGUAAGGGUGCUCGUGCCAGAAGAUAAAAGAGUUAUAGAUGACUUAAAAUAAAAUCAAUUUAUAUAAAUGUACAUUAAGCAAACAAUUCUAAUUAAAUGAGCUAACCCACUCACUUCGAUCUAGAUAACAUUCAAAUUUAACAAAUAUUAAAUGAAAUUUCUGAAAAAUUUAUAAAUAAUUAAAAUUACUUCCCAAUAGAUUUCAGGACAUUAUAGACCAAUUCAAUUAAGAUUAUUAAUUUUUCAUCUACAUUUGUGAUUUAUAUAUGGAUAAUAAAUUAAAUAAUAUUAUAAAGUUUA
Paramecium tetraurelia is the source of this 716-nucleotide messenger RNA. RefSeq lists its product as uncharacterized. Gene Ontology annotation, cellular component: ribosome; cytosolic small ribosomal subunit. The record is from RefSeq and is a predicted model, not a curated record. NCBI's taxonomy places the organism in Eukaryota, Ciliophora, Oligohymenophorea, Peniculida, Parameciidae. Gene Ontology annotation, biological process: translation; maturation of SSU-rRNA from tricistronic rRNA transcript (SSU-rRNA, 5.8S rRNA, LSU-rRNA). Gene Ontology annotation, molecular function: RNA binding; structural constituent of ribosome. The transcript has 3 exons.